CCCUGAUUGGAUGACUGACAGGGUUUCCCCCUGAUGAGUGAGGGACGCUGAAGGGGCUUAGUGGGCGGCAGCGUCCUCUCGGUAAAGGCAGAGCAGGCACGGCCAUUUGGAAUCUACGCGGGACCAAAAACAACAUUUUUCCAGACUUUCCAGGCGACAUCGGACACGACACUUCUCAGAAAACGCCAUCGCGGAACCUCGACCUCGUGUCACAGAGGUCAAUCAUCCAGCUGCGCAAUGCCUCGUGACGUCUUCCCACCACCGCGGAUCCUGCUGCUGUUCCUUUCUGUGAUCGGGGCGUCCAACGCCUGCCUGCAGGACCCCGCUUCCGCCUACAGGCUGACUGGAGCCGUGUGUCGCCUCACCUACCCUGCAGCUGUUGUGCUGAACGAGAAAACCACCAAAGUGAUCGAGGCCGCGUUCCAGCAUGCCAGAUACCCAGGUGUGAAGGGGCAGAAGUCUCUUCCCUUCAUCGGCAAAGUCACGUACGGCCUGGACAAUUUGGAGAUUCACAACCUGUCGAUCGGCCAGAGCGCCGUCGAGCUGCUUCCUGGGGAGGGCAUCGCGCUGGACAUAAGCAACGUGUCCGCCGUCUUCAGAGGGAACAUCCAGUACGGAUACGGCAGCUGGCUUGUCAACGUUGCACAUUCAAUCGACUUUGAAAUCGAAUCCCAGAUUGAUCUUGGAAUCAAGCCCAAACUUUACUGCGGAGAAGGGAAGGUGGCGGCAGACACAAGGGACUGUUAUCUUAAUUUCCACAAGCUCCAUCUGCAUCUGCAGGGUAACAAAGAACCAAACUGGCUGAGGAAGCUCUUCACCGACUUCAUCACCUUCACCGUCAAACUGGCCAUAAAGGGACAGAUCUGCAAGGAGAUCAACAAGGUGGCAAACAUACUGGCUGACUUCAUACAGGACCGAGCAGAUCAGUUCCUCAGCUAUGGAGACAUCGGUGUGGACAUUGGCAUAACUACUGCUCCUGUCAUCAAUGCCAACUACGUAGAAUCAUACCACAAGGGUCUGACCAAGUACAACAACACCUCCGCGGUCAUCAGUGACUCCGUUUUCCACCCCAGUCAGCUGACUGAAGACAAGAUGCUCUACUUCUGGAUCUCAGACCAGGUCUUUAACCCCAUGGUUACUGCUGCACACCAAGAUGGCCUUUUGCAACUCAACAUCUCGGGAGCAGAACUCACUGACCUUUUCAAGACAAAUCUCUCCAGUGCAAUGCCUGAAUUCAUCAGAGAGUGUCUGCUGGAAUCAGGUUCUCCACAGCUGAGAGUGUGGAGCUCAUCCGUCCCCUACGUCAACACCUCCACCCACGUUGGUACGGCCGUGUGGGGGACGGCCUCCGGGCAGCUUCACUGUGGGACCCAAGGGCCGAUACUGUCCUUCAAAGCGCAUGUGUCCAUCGACAUCAAGGCUUCCUAUGCUGACAAGAAACUCCGUCUGCACGGAACCCCGUCUGAGAUCUUUAUAUCCGAAGCGGAGCUGUCCGGACAAAAUCAAUCGCUGCUGGAUGUGGAUGAGUUUCUAAGAGAAGCUGUGGAGAAGAUCGGCAUCCCCAAGGUCCUGUCUGCUCUGGAGAUUGAGAUAACCAGGCUGCUGGACAAACAGGGAACAAACUUAUUUGACAUCUUCAACCCAGAAGUUCUUCCUCAGGAUGGCUUUGUGGUGAUUCAGAUGGAUUUUGGUUUCCCUCAUCACCUCCUGACUGAGUUCCUGAGGAAGACUCUACAGUAGCGUUGCAACCCUUAAGCAAUUUGGAUCUGAUUGGUUUUCAGUGACUUGCCUAAAAGUGUUAUUCAAAUUAAAAAAUACGUAGCCUUUCGAGUGAUUAUCGAAAUUAAACGAGACAAAACCUA
Molecule: messenger RNA, 1862 nt
Organism: Gasterosteus aculeatus aculeatus (three-spined stickleback)
Lineage: Eukaryota; Metazoa; Chordata; Actinopteri; Perciformes; Gasterosteidae
Product: cholesteryl ester transfer protein
Biological process (GO): triglyceride metabolic process; phospholipid homeostasis; cholesterol metabolic process
Cellular component (GO): high-density lipoprotein particle
Molecular function (GO): phosphatidylcholine binding; cholesterol transfer activity; cholesterol binding
Source: RefSeq, a predicted model, not a curated record